Conger conger (European conger) is the source of this 2188-nucleotide messenger RNA. It is a transcript of the gene drc3, whose product is annotated as dynein regulatory complex subunit 3. The record is from RefSeq and is a predicted model, not a curated record. Gene Ontology annotation, molecular function: protein binding. The transcript has 12 exons. The coding region runs from base 253 to 1803 and encodes 516 amino acids. NCBI's taxonomy places the organism in Eukaryota, Metazoa, Chordata, Actinopteri, Anguilliformes, Congridae.
ACGCAUCGCUCGCCAAAGUUACUUCUGAUCAGGUUUCACAACGAUAUCACUGGAGCUAACAGUAGCAGUCACCUAGAAAGCGAAUUUAACGUCAGCCCAGCUGCGAUUGGACAGUAGCUCCGAUUCUCUGUUACCGCCUUUCUGUCAUAGUUUGGCCAUAAUAUACAAUGCAAUAAAAUAUGUAAUUGCAUUACGUUAACUUGGUUAAGUUUGGUCCCAACUGAACAGUUGCUAACUUAGUAGACACGCGGGAUGAUCGACACGGAUGAGCCCACGGUGGUGGACGAGGAGAUGCUCCAGCAGGCGGUGGAGGAGCAGGGUCCAAAGGGUCAGGCGGGAGUCAUAGCCAAGCAGGAGACUAUCGAGCUGAAGGACGUACUGCACUUACGCCUGGAUUACAGACACAUCCUGAAGAUUGACCACUUGUGGCAGUUCACCUCCCUGACCAAGCUACAGCUUGAUAACAACAUUAUUGAGAAGAUUACAGGACUGGAAUUCCUCACUAACCUGGUGUGGCUUGACCUGUCAUUCAACCACAUUGAGGCCAUUGAGGGCCUGGAAGCCCUGGUGAAGCUGGAGGACCUCAGCCUGUCCAACAACAGCAUCUCCACUAUGGAGAACAUGGACACCCUGGUCAACCUGCAUGUCCUGUCCAUCUGCAACAACAAGCUGACCCAGUUGGACAAUGUGAUCUACCUGCGCAAGUUUAAGAAUCUGCGCGCCCUGAACCUGGCGGGUAACCCCGUCUCCACAGAGGAGUGCUAUAAGGAAUUCAUAGCAGUCUACCUGCCAGAUCUGGCUUACCUGGACUUCCGCUUACUCAAUGAGCAAACUAGGGAGGAAGCUAUGGCAAAGUAUCAGUAUGCCCUGGAGGAGCUGAUCCACAACGAGACCCAGGAGCUGAGAGUCAUAGAGGCCAAGAACCAGAAGGAGGAGGAGCUGCAGCAGCACAGAGAGGCCUUUGUGGACUUGCUGAAUGGUUCUCAGCUGUUUGAAGGCAUGUAUGCAGACGACACCGAGGCUGAAAGGCUGGCAUACCUCCCUGGAGUGCCCAUGCUGGUGGAUGCCUACCAGAACCAGAUGGUGGCGCUGUGUGUGCAGCUGUUUGAGCUGGGCCUGGUGCAGAAGCGUGCACGGGAUGAGGAGGUGAAGUGCUUCUUUGACUGUUUCCACGAGGCCGUGGAAGACAACCAGCAGGUGGCGUCAGAGAUAAUUGUGGACUUCGAGAAGGCGAGGAGAGAGAUGCUGCUGGAGAUGCAGAGGAUGAUGGACCGGGAAGAGCUGCUGGCGCGGAUAGGGCAGGGCAGCAAGGAGACCUGCGACCUCCACGACGAGCUCAUGACCCUGGAGCUGCAACUGGCCGACCAGCUGGAGGAUGUGGUGAAGGACUUUGAGAGGAACAUCUCUGACAUGGUGGCAAGCUUCAUCGAGGCCGCACAGGGCAUCUUCGCUCAAUGCCGCGACCUGGAGAACAUCCACAACGAGAAGCUCCUGGAGAUCUCCAUGGCGACACUGGAGAAGGUGGCCAAGAACGAGCUGGAGGAGGAGUCUCAGGACGAGCUGCGAGCGCUAUUGGUGGAUAAAGACACUGUGAUGAGUGCCAUUGGUGCCUCCCAUGACACUCACCUGCUGAAGAUCGACAAUCGGGAAGACGAGCUGGUGACUCGGAUUAACAGCUGGGUGGCAUCCCUCAUGAAAACGAUUCACCACGACGAGGUGGCCAGGAACCGCAAGCGAAUCGCAGAGAUUCAUAACUACAUUGACAACGUGAAGGAAAAGCUGGAUGACUUGAAUCCUUCCUAAGCUCCCUAAGAGAUAGGGAGACAGGGUCCUGUCACUAAAUCACUGUCCCCUUCAUAAAAUGUAGUCUUUAUACACAUAUUUAAGGUUUUGAGACACCUUGUUCAGCUCAACCUUUAAAACUGCGGUUUCAGUGUGACUGCUAUAGCUUUGUAAUUCUGUAAGGGGGAUUCUCCUGUGCUGGUAAAGUCUUAAUGCACUGCAGUGUACUAGCUGUGUUGUGAGGGCCUGAUCUAUGUCUGUUGUAUUACUUGUUUGGUAAUCACACUUGUGGAAAUGAUAUUGUCCGUACAUUUCGGCUUCUGUAACAUUUUCCACAGCCAUGAGUUUUGCUGUCUGAAGUUAAACCUGAAAAUGUCCUUGUGUGAAAUACAUUGAAUCAUAAAUA